This is a messenger RNA of Porites lobata, 2269 nucleotides long. The record is from the annotation of a GenBank genome assembly. NCBI's taxonomy places the organism in Eukaryota, Metazoa, Cnidaria, Anthozoa, Scleractinia, Poritidae.
AAGAAAUUUCCAAUAUGGCUGCCGCUGUGAGAGUUUGUGUUCGCCUCAGAAAAAUUGCAAAUCCAUGCUCUUCCCUACAAGCCUUUGCCCUUCGGGCUUCUUGUGUAACUGUAAAAAAGUUUUUGUCGUCAUCUAGAGUUUUUUAUUCAGCAAGUGAUGAAAUUGAGUCGAAUCCGUUUUACGAAAAAUACGCUGCGAGAAUCAAGGAGGUCAGGAACGAGAUAAAAGAAGGAAAAUUGUGAGUGCAAAUUUUCAACAUACAUGUAAUCAAGCGAUAUUAGUAGCUCUAAAUAUUUUAAUCAAACUUACUGAUCUGCUAAUGCAAGUGAGUUAUAGCUCCCAAACUAAGUAUACUAAGUAACAUGCCUAACACGUAUUUCACAUAGUAUAAUUUAAAAGCUUGUAUUGCUGCAGUGAGGCGACUUGUGGAGACUCAGAAACCAAGUGUCCUUAGCUUUUCACAUGACGGCAGUAGUUUCAUCUGACAUAAUAUUUCCAGCUGACAGGCAAUAUUUUGGCAAUGCAGAACUCAAGAAAAUUUUGGUAGAUUUCACAGCCACGUGAAGAUGAAACAGUCAAAUUAUUGCAUGUCUAGCAAAAAUACUGUGUGGCGGAUAUCAACUACUUUUUAAUGAAGAGUAUAUGCUAGACUUUCAAAAAAUACCUUUGUUCGAUUUAGUAUGGCCUGGUACAAAGGACUUUUCAUACUUGAUUGGUAAACAGUUUUAGUGACCCAAAAAUGGGUCGCUGCACUUAGACCAAUCAGAGUAGCUUGACUUUAGAACCCUUGGAGAUAAAGUGUUCACUCACAAGUAAUUAAGCACACUGAAAUGUGACUUGCGGUUGAAAUUCCAACAUGGGGUUGACUGCAAAAGCAAUUCAUAAAAGAUGCUCUUGAGGCCACAAGAUUUUUUGAAUAUGCGUGACUAUCAGAGGAAAUAAAUCAAAGCAUAUCUGAAGGAUUGCAAUGUGAUUCUUUUGCUCACUGGUAUCAUGAUCUGAUGCAAGUGUGUCCAUGUCGUUUUAUUGACAGAUGCUUACUCCUCCUUUUUUCUCUGCAAUGGCCUUCCUUGACGAUUUGAAGCUUUAUUUCCCUCACUUUGUGACGUUUCCGAACAAUGGUUUCAUUCUUGUCAGCCCAGUCAUGGUACAAAAUAUUUGUUAACAAACUGUCACUGGAAUUCUCUUUUCAAAGUAUUGACUCGAUUAAAACAAACUUUGGUUUUUUCUGCCCACCUGAGAGUGUUAUUACACCAGAAAUCUUUGUUUGUGACAACGUAAGCACAAAGUUAACAAUUAUUUUGCCCUUUCCUUUGUUGGAGAAACAUACACAGGUUAGAUUGUCUUUGUUGUAGUGGAAUCAAUGCAGUCAAGGACUCCCAAAUGAAACCUGAAACCCCAAAUGCAAGUGACACCAGUCCCCAUUCUUGGAGCAAAAUGCAAAUAGAAACCUUUUAAGGGAGACAAAAACUCCUAAGAAGCUUGCUCUGCUCACUCAAAAACUUGUGAGGUCACUCGUGAGGUUGACUUUUGGGAAGUCUAAAUAUAUAUGUGCAGGAAAUCUGUUUAUAUCCUUGAACUGUGUUGGUACAGGCAAGUGCUUUGUAAGAAAUUUUAUCUGGAAGCAAAAAUGCCAAAAUAGUUUGAGUUUGGCAUUUCCAAAAUGCUUUUAGAAGUAGACAGUGUGUGGCUGAGCGGUUAAGGGCACUGGACUUGUAAUCUGAAGGCCCUGACUUCAAGUCCUGCCCUGACCACUAGCUGGAUUUGUUCCUCGGUACUCCCAACUUCAUAAUCCCCAGCAACAUUUGUGAAAUAGCCAACUGGUUCACCUUUUACCAGUUAGGAUUCUUAACUUUGUAUUAUGUUCAACUUGAAUUAUUUGUCUCAUUAUCCCUGAAAAGCCCCAGAGGGGGAGAGGAUAAUUAAGUAUUUAUUAUUAUUAUUAUUAUUAUUAUUGUUUGUUAAUUAGUAUAAUUACAUGUAGUAAUUAUUAUGCUAUGAACUUGGAAAUUUUGUAUGAGUUCUGCUUUUGUACAAAGUGUAUGAAUUUUUUAUGAGAUUAUGCAGCUCAAGGAGGACACUAUUCAUCAAGGCUGUAGGCUGAUAAUACACUUAGCUGGGGAUGUUAUUUCAGACCAAUUAUUGUGAUUAUAAAAGACAUUUCUCUUUUGUUCUUCCUUUUGUUACAAAUUACAGAGAAGAGAAGAGUCCAGAUGAGAAGUUUCGUUUAGAUGAGCAAGUUCAGAGAGAAGCUGAAAGUUACAGACAG